AUGGCGCUCCGAGAUUUUCAGGCUGCGGGCGGCGCCGCGCCGGCCCCCGGCAAGGGCCGCAAGAACUCGGCGGCCGAGCUGGGGAGCGGCCGGGCCGGCGGCGGCGCCCCCAGGGACAGCCGGCCGCCCCGGGACAGCCUGCAGGGCCUGAUCCAGGCCGCCGCGGGCAAGGGCCGCAAGAACUCGCGGGCCGCCGAGGACGAGCCGCACCGGGGCGUGGCCAGGAGCGCGGGCUGCAGCACCUACAUCAGCAGGCUCAUCAAGGUGGACGCGCAGGAGAAGAACUGCGGCGGCGGCGGCGGCGGCGGCAGUAGCAGCCCCAGCUCCAGCGCCUCUUCCUCCGCGUCCUCUUCCCCUGCCUCCCUGGGCCCCGAACCGGACAAGGGCAAGGUCGUGAGGCAGCAAGACACGGUCAUCAUUUUAGAAGACUACGCUGAUCCUUACGAUGCCACGCGGACAAAAGGUCAGAGGGACGCAGAGAGAGUGGGAGAGAAUGACGGGUACAUGGAGCCCUACGACGCGCAGCAGAUGAUAACAGAAAUCCGACGCCGAGGUUCCAAGGAUCCCUUGGUGAAGGCUCUUCAGCUGCUGGAUGGUCCCUGCGAGGCGGGCGACACCGGCACGAAAUCGGAGACGUCAGCCAAGAGACGGAGCUCCAAGGACCUCCUGGGGAAGCCCCCCCAGCUGUACGACACGCCUUACGAGCCCACGGACGGCGGCCCCAGGACAGAGGAGCGGAGGACACGACUGCCCGCGGGGGAUGAGAGGCCAGCGGCCGAGUACGAGCAGCCCUGGGAGUGGAAGAAGGAUCAGAUCGCCAGGGCCCUGUCAGUUCAGUUUGAAGGCUCUGAGCGACCUUCCGUCAAGGAGGACGCGGUGAGGCCGCACCCCCGUCAGAAGAGCUGGACCCCCAAGGUCUUGAAGCCGGCCGCCUCCGAGCACGGCGAGGGCGAGAAGGUGGACCCGGCCCUGCCGCUGGGGAAGCAGCCGUGGGUUCCCGGCACGAGUGAGAACGCGUCUGCCUGUGACCCUGGCCGGGAUUGUUGUCCGUGGGGGACGACCCCCCGCUCGCUCGGUCCCAUCUCCUCCUCGAUUCUGUCUCGUUUCAGGACUAGCCAAGGGUGUGUCCACAUCAUAGUGGCCCAGACCAAAGACAGCAAGUACACGCUGGACCAGACGAGCGCGGUCUUUGGCAGCAUCCCCGAAGUGGUGCACCACUACUCCAGCGAGAAGUUGCCUUUCAAGGGGGCGGAACACAUGACCUUGCUGCACCCCGUGCACAGCAAGCUGCACUAAGGUCCGGCCAGCAAAGCGCCGGCCAGGCCCCUCCUCCCGCGACGUCGGCGCCCAACCAGCAUCCGGGGGGCGAGGCGGGGACCGCACCCCGGGACUUGGUGCGAAGUGAGUCUCCGUCUAGAAGGCAUCCUAAAUCCAUUCCGUGACACUCGGUCGCUGACCUGUUGCUUUUCCACAACGAGAAAUCAUGAUUUACCGGCUGCCUCCGCUCUCUGGGGUAGGUGUUCUGUUUUGGGGAGGGGAGACUCUCAGGAAAGGUGAGUCAGGAGUCCAGGAAUAUUGUUUUCCAAAAACGUGCUAGUUGUCACGUGGAGGACCUGGUCUCUAAACAAACCAACAAAAACGCAAUUGGCAUUAAUACGAGGCAAUAAAAAUGGUCACAUGGGCCCAGGGAGCGCAGGUUACGGACCCCUUUUCGGAGAAACGGACGAAGAGUGGAAAACGAGUGAACAGCAGGUGAUUUGGAGAAAGCCGUGGAGUCCGUGAAGAUUCACAACUCUGACAAGAUUACUUUGUUGCUCAGCCUUCUAAGAAAGUUGUGUUUUCUCAAUCUCUGGGGACUUUUUUAUCAUUAUUCAUAGAAGCAUAAACAGGCAGGAAGACGCCCCUGACUUAAGAAUCAGCAGUAUAAAUUAAGCCUUGGCAUCGUUUUAAUUCUGAAUUCUAGAAUGAAAUAUACAACAAAUCUGAAAAUUUGAAAAGCUCAGCAGCCUCGAGCUGGAUGAUUUUUGCUGGAUGAUUUUGCAGAACCCUAGUACCUUCGUUCCAUCCUCGGGCAUUUCGGUUGUUGGGGCUGGUUUUUAAUAUUUGCUCCCUAGUUUGAUUUGCUUUGUGUUUGGGAGUAAAUGCUAAGUAUAUGCAUAUGUGUACCUCUCUCCGUCCGUCCCUAGGACAUGACUGCCCGUGCUCCCCUCCGAAACGUGCAGUGUCUCCUGGGCUAUGCAGAGCAGGCCAGCUCCCGGCAUAAAGAUAUUUCUAAAGAGACCAAGGUUUCCCUAUGAAGAUAUUAAAUUAAUAUUCCUAGUCUGCUUACCUUCAUGGUUUAUUGGGAACUUACAUUGACCGUUGACUUACUGUGAAAAAAAUUAUGUAAAAAACCACGAGAAUGGCUUCCUGUGAGGAGACCCCGGGGACGGCCAGCGGUUAGAGCCGAGCAGACGCUUCUGUGUUCCGGGUCUGCCGCGUGGACCUCAGAACUGGCCCGCAUACACGUGCACCGUCAUCCAUGAAAAGCUCAUUUUUGUGGCUCCUUUUAAAUACACGGAAGAAGUUGAUUCGGUUAAUUUUUAGGAAAGCAUAUCUUUCUGGUUAGUAGUUAUCAUUCUGUCACGAUUUAGAGGUUAGUAAAUCCUUGCUUUUUUAUUCAGUUAAGGUUGUCGCCAACGGGUUGUGUGAUCUUGGAUUUAAAAACUUGAGAGGAACCUUUUCUUACCGAAUCUCAGUGAUUUUAUUAAUAAGAGUCUCCUGUGUUUUAAAUACUGACAGAAUGUUUUCAGUGUGUAUUCACUCUGUGUGACAUCUUUGGCACAAGAUUUUUUUUGUUACUUUUAGCAUCUACAGUUCCAAUUCCAAAUCAACAAAUAUUUAUUAUCUUCCAUAUACAAAUCACUUAUUAAACUUAUUUUUAGUUCAACAUUCUAAAAGUGAAACCUUAUUUUCUACUUAAACUUAUUCUACAGAAUACAGCGGUUAUCCUGAUUGUAAUAAAUGCUAAAAGCUUUGUACAGUU
Messenger RNA from Herpailurus yagouaroundi (jaguarundi), 3025 nucleotides. RefSeq names its product Src homology 2 domain containing E (gene SHE). Bases 1 to 1296 code for a protein of 431 amino acids. The record is from RefSeq and is a predicted model, not a curated record. Lineage: Eukaryota; Metazoa; Chordata; Mammalia; Carnivora; Felidae. The transcript is spliced from 6 exons. Gene Ontology annotation, molecular function: phosphotyrosine residue binding.